This is a messenger RNA of Boleophthalmus pectinirostris (great blue-spotted mudskipper), 1653 nucleotides long. RefSeq names its product tumor necrosis factor, alpha-induced protein 6 (gene tnfaip6). The coding region runs from base 763 to 1527 and encodes 254 amino acids. Gene Ontology annotation, biological process: negative regulation of inflammatory response; cell adhesion. The transcript has 9 exons. Gene Ontology annotation, molecular function: hyaluronic acid binding. The record is from RefSeq and is a predicted model, not a curated record. NCBI's taxonomy places the organism in Eukaryota, Metazoa, Chordata, Actinopteri, Gobiiformes, Gobiidae.
CGCACUAAAUUCUAGUCUAUUAGACCUUCAUGAUUGACAAGAACUAGUUACUUGUUGUCGAACGGAACUGCACCCUCUGGUGGUCCAAAUACAGAACAUUGAAUGACAGUAGCCUCCAUAGAGAGAAAUUAAGUAACUUAGUAAAUUUUAGGGACUUAACUUUUUGUGACAUGACGUGUAUUUGACGAUGCUUCCCAAAUAUUAAAGUCACAGAGGCCUGGGACACCUGGGAAAACACUCAACAAAACAUACACUUUUGAAAUUGUGGGUAAUAUGUGGUAAAUGUGUCAUCUACCAUUACUAACAUAAUUACUGUCGACACUACACUCAGCGCUUCCCGUACACUCUUGGUUCAUCAGGUUGAAGACCACUGUAUAAAAAUGAGCUUUGAGGGGAUUUGAAACAUCUGGAAAAGACUUGUUUUGGCACAGGACUGUAGCCUACUGUUUUUUGGGAAUUGGUGGCUCUGCAGUGGUCUGUGUUGUAAUAGAUUUGCGUAGCAGAGGUUUUAAGAGACAAGAUUUUUAGAUUAAGAUUGAGCUACAUUUUAUAUGAUGGACCCCCACCAGAACAUAUGUGAACAACUUCUACAAAGUAAGGCCCCACAGGGACUGGGGUCAAAACCAAGAAUCUUCAUGCUACUGUCCCGUCCCGCAAGAGAACAGUAGUGAACCCCUCCUCUGCCCUCCUCUGUGGGGUUGAGUAUAAAACAGAGGAGCUCUGACACAUCUGCAGAGCACAGCUGUGGACCAGGACUGCAUCAUGAGGGUCUGGACUCUGCUCUGGACUCUGGGACUUCUGCUGAGGGAAAUACAUGCUUGGGGCUACCGCAAUGGCAUAUUUCAUAAUUCAAUAUGGUUAGAGCAGGCAGCUGGAGUCUACCACCGGGAAUCACGCAAAGGGAGGUACCAGCUGACGUAUAAAGAAGCCAUUGCCGUCUGCAAAUACGAGGGGGGCGCACUGGCCACUUAUGACCAACUGGAGGCGGCACGAGAGAUAGGGUUCCAUGUGUGCUCAGCUGGAUGGUUUGAUAAAGGUCGGGUUGGCUAUCCCAUAGUGAAGGCCGGAGCAAACUGUGGAUUUGGAAAAAUUGGCAUCAUUGACUACGGAUACAGGCUGAACAAGAACGAGAAAUGGGAUGUGUACUGCUACAACCCAAAUGGCAAGGAGUGUGGGGGUGUCCUGACAGAGCCUGAGAGGAUGAUCCAGUCUCCCGGUUUCCCUGAGGAGUACCAGGAUGAACAGAUCUGCUACUGGCACAUCCGGGUCAAGUUAGGUCAAAGGAUCAACCUGCACUUCCUGGAGUUUGACGUGGAAGAUGACACCGACUGCCUGGCUGACUAUCUAGAAAUCUACGACAGCUAUGAUGAUGUGACUGGAUUUGUCGGCAGAUUCUGUGGUGACUAUCUGCCAUAUGAUAUUUUAAGCACAGGAAACGUGAUGACAUUGAAGUUUUUGACUGACGCUUCAGUCACUGGAGGAGGCUUCCAGCUACGCUAUAAAGCUUUCAAUGCAUCACUGGUUUAACACAACUGAUAUUGUAUGAAUAUGUAACCUACGGUGGUACUAUUUAACUUUUUGUAGUCUAUUUAAUGCAAAUGCUUACCCCCACUGUGCAAAGAUUUGGAUUGUGCAGGUUCCUAUGCUCUAUUA